AUGGACACCUCCCCCGACACCCCCCAAGAUGUCGCCAUGUCCUUUGACCUCGACUCCCACCUCAACGUCAACGGCCCCAUGCCUCAGUACGUUCGUAGCUCGCCUUCUUCCACGCCCACUCAUUCCUAUGACACCAGAAGCCUCCCAGACUACAAAGAGCCUGGAUACGACUAUGUUGCGGGUUUCGGCUUUCGUCGGACCCCAUCCCCAGGCUCAGGCCACGACCAUCUCGUCCCUUCGCCUACACAGCGCCGUACAUGGGAGGUCAACACCGAUAUGCGCAUGCAAAUUCUCUCUGAGCGACAGGAUCGCAUCGAAAGCCGCCAGUCUGGCUCUGAAGCCAUGCAGGAAUCGCUGGACGACCGUAUGGACAUGGUCUCGGAGCGCCAGGACGUCGAUUCCAUGCGCAUCAGCAGCAUCCGCAAAGACCUCGAAGAAAUCCAGGAUGCGCUACGUAACGGGUUUCGCGGGACCUGGACGAGCGACCAUCCCGCAUUCUGCCGACCGAAACGCGGUGGUCGUCCUACAGGGCUGGCAAAGAAAGCAUGCGCUCAUCUCCCGCCGAGCGCGAAGGGAAGCUGCAACAAGUACAAGCAUUCGCGGGAUGACAAAAAUGAAGAUGAGGGCGACGCGGUUCCGUGUCCUAAGCGCCGCAAGCCGUCGCCUUCAGCUGGAACCAGACCUGUCGUCCCCCCUCCUGGCGAUCAUUUCAGCGAUAGCGACACGGAGAUGAUGGAAAGUGAAGAUAUCAGCGUCAUCGAGUGUGCAACGGUUUAUGCUAUGGCAAAGUCCGCUAGGCCUGCUACAAAGGGUGAAGCGAAGGGCAAAAAGGCGGCCCCCAAGGCUCCAGCUCCAGCUCCCGCGCCUGCUCCUGCCCAAAACAACCCACAACCUCCCCGGCACACUCAUCCUCGUUACGGACUUAGGAACCUCAACCAAAUGCAGAAGGAUAGGGAGAGGAGAGAGGCAGCGAAGCGGGCUGCGGACGCGGCGCGACGACAAGAGGCGCACGAUAAGAGAGUAGCCGCGAAGAGGAAGAGAGAGGCGGCGGCGAGGACGAAGAGAGCGGCAAACAGGGCUGCGAGGAGGGAGAAUGGUGGAUCUCAGCUGGCUCCUCCUCCACAGCAAGAUCAGCAGCAGAAUCAGGGACAAAAUCAGGAACAAGAUCAGGAACAGCAAGACGACGGCCAACAGCAAGUUGAUGGUCAGCAGGAUGACGAACAGCAAGAUGACGGCCUGCAAAACCAGCAGCAGCAAGACUCGGAUCAAGAAAAUGAGAAGGACAAUGAGCAACCGGAUGAGCGACAGGAUGAGCAGCCGGACGAAAUGAAUCAGCAAGACAACCAGGCGGAGCAAGGUGGAGAGGUACAGGAACAGCAAGAUGAAGAACCACAACAAGGAGGGGAUUCGAACACGAGCGACGAUUCACGGGCCGGCAAGAAAGGGGGUCAGAGGGAACAGACCGAUCUCCAGCAAGACAAAGUCGAGGAAGAGAAAGAUGAGGGGUUACAACAAGAGGAGGCUCAGAACACAAGUAACAAAAGCGAUGAUUCAGUCGAUGAACAAGUAGAGGACGACGCUGGAGGGGGAACAAUCAUCCUUCAUCAAAACGUCAGGGAGGACGAAGAGUGGAGGAUGACUACAAGGGCUACCAUACCAAGCUGA
Messenger RNA from Colletotrichum gloeosporioides, 1665 nucleotides. RefSeq lists its product as uncharacterized. Lineage: Eukaryota; Fungi; Ascomycota; Sordariomycetes; Glomerellales; Glomerellaceae. Bases 1 to 1665 code for a protein of 554 amino acids. The record is from RefSeq and is a predicted model, not a curated record. The transcript has a single exon.